CACCGAAAAACUUUCAGACACUGAGCCAGUCGAGAGAUGAAAAGGUGAAGUAAAGAGUGUUGGGAAACAUAAAUUGUGCGAAAUUCCUGCGGAAAAGCGAACGUGUGCCCAAAGACGCGGUGUUUCUAUAAUCCUCUUACCAUUCUCUCUUUGCAAAGCAAAACCCACAUUGGCGGUUCUUUAUCACACGCUGCUAAUGCUAACCUGCGCCCUAAUCCAGCUUAACGUACGCACCCGUGUCACUCUAUGUUACUGGGUUUAUUCAUUUCUUGAUCAAUGAGUCUUCAAGCGUUGCAAAUAGGGGUCAAGUCUUUCAUUAAUCUCUCCAGUUUUGCAGCUAGGCCAAGGAGCUUGAAGAUUGGACAACUAGGUUCUUUGAGAUUAAGGGUGAUGAGUUCUAAACGAGGUGUCUCGAGUUCAAUCAAAUCUGCUGCUGCUUCAAUUGUUGAUGAUAAGAAAGAUAGUAAACUUAAGGGGAUGAGUGGUGAUUGUAGUGAGGAUGUUUUAAUCGAGGAAAGUUGCUGGAAAGUCCAGUCAGUUGAAUUUCAAAGUAUCAAGGAAGAUCCAGCAAAAAUAGAAGCGAUGACAGUUCAGGAACUUAGAGCAACAUUGAGGAAAUUUGGAGUCCCUGCCAAAGGUCGUAAAGGUGACCUUGUAUUUGCUUUAAAGCAUUUCAUGGGCAAGCAGAUAGAUGGUGAAAGCUCUCAGGAAUUAGAAGAGCGUGUUUCCUUUAAUUCUCUGGAAAAUAUUUCACUGCAAAAGAAUACUAAACGUACAUCUGAUGAGAGCAGCGUUGUAAGCAUUAACACUGUUUCAGAGGUUUCUGGGUUUAAACAGAGCAAGAGAAGGAUGAAACAAUCCUAUGUUGAGGAUGAAAUUGUCAAAGUUGAUACUGAAAUAGUCACUUCAAAGAGGAAGCUUUCAAUUAAAACUGAUGAUCUUGUUACUUUGCCUCAAGCUGAACCCUGGACAGUUCUUUCACAUAAGAAGCCACAGAAAGGGUGGAUUCCGUAUAACCCCAGAACCAUGAGGCCUGCACCUCUCACUGAUGGAAACUCGGUGAAGCUAAUGUCUUGGAAUGUCAAUGGGUUAAGAGCAUUAUUGAAGUUUGAGGGAUUCUCUGCCCUUGAACUUGCCCAAAGGGAAAACUUUGACGUGUUGUGCUUGCAAGAGACCAAACUGCAGGAGAAGGAUGUUGAUUCCAUCAAACAAUGUCUGAUAGAUGGUUAUGAGAAUAGCUUCUGGACAUGUAGCAAUGCUAAACUUGGUUAUUCUGGGACUGCAAUUGUCUCUCGGAUAAAGCCCCUUUCUGUCUGCUAUGGUCUAGGCAUCCCAGACCAUGAUUGUGAGGGACGUGUUGUGACAGCAGAGUUUGAUUCAUUUUAUUUAGUAAAUACUUAUGUUCCUAACGCUGGAGAUGGCUUGAAAAGACUGUCGUACAGGAUUACACAAUGGGAUCCAUCUCUUAGCAAUUACAUGAAAGAGCUUGAAAAGUCAAAGCCUGUCAUUUUGACUGGUGAUCUGAAUUGUGCUCACCAGGAGAUAGAUAUUUACAAUCCUGCAGGAAAUAAAAGAAGCGCUGGGUUUACAGAAGAAGAAAGGCAAUCAUUUGGGUCAAGUUUUUUAUCGAAGGGACUUGUGGAUACCUUCAGAAAACAGCACCCUAAUGUUGUUGGGUAUACCUACUGGGGUUAUCGACAUGGUGGACGUAAAGCUAACAAAGGAUGGCGGCUUGACUAUUUUCUUGUGUCAGAAUCCAUAGCAGACAAUGUUCAUGACUCCUACAUUGUCCCUGAUGUUAACGGGAGUGAUCACUGUCCUAUUGGCCUUGUUCUCAAGGUUUAGUUUUGCAAGAACCAUAUCUUGCAUCAAAAUACAAGAAGGAUUAGUUUGUCUUGGCAAGCAACUCCAAAUGACGACGCAAUUAGAUGGUGAUCAGAGGCAAAUCUGUUGUAUUUAUGCUUUUUGUCUUUUGGUUGGUGCCGAAAACAUAAUUCUGUCAGCACUGAAGUCUUGUAUAGGGAAUUUAUAAGCAGGUGAGAUCUGAAGGCCACUGCAACUUUGAAAUUAUGAUCAAUUAUUGAAACUUAGGCUUUUUAAUUAUCAUUCACACGUUUUAUUUUUU
This is a messenger RNA of Populus euphratica (Euphrates poplar), 2125 nucleotides long. Its product is annotated as apurinic endonuclease-redox protein-like. Gene Ontology annotation, biological process: base-excision repair. Gene Ontology annotation, cellular component: nucleus. The transcript is spliced from 11 exons. Bases 277 to 1845 code for a protein of 522 amino acids. Gene Ontology annotation, molecular function: endonuclease activity; DNA-(apurinic or apyrimidinic site) endonuclease activity; double-stranded DNA 3'-5' DNA exonuclease activity. NCBI's taxonomy places the organism in Eukaryota, Viridiplantae, Streptophyta, Magnoliopsida, Malpighiales, Salicaceae. The record is from RefSeq and is a predicted model, not a curated record.